AUGGCCGGAAGCGGCUUCAAGUCGACUUUACCACCCGGACGCCAGGCUGAGAUGGGUGCUGGCGGUGCCUUCGCGCCCCUGGACGCGGAGGGGCGUCGGCUGGCCUCAGACGCCGUACCACUGUUCGCCGGGCUUAGCAACGACUUCGGCGAGCAGAAAACGGUGCAGCGUGUGGCCGAUGAUCAGGUGCUGCUCGAGCCAGACGACCAGGAGAGCUCACGUACGAUCCUCGAGCUCAAGAACGACCGUGCGGCACCGGCAGCUCCUGCACCCACGGCUCCGCCGUCGCGGUAUGGCUACUACGGCGACUUCUAUAAGCGGCCGGAGCCGGUGCGGCCGGCGGCAGCGGCUCAGUACGACGUGGCAGCGCAGCUGGCCGGCCGAACCGCCGUGGCAAGCUCAUCAGACAGCUCGCUAAGCGCCGCGCCGCAGCCGACCGCCUCCGAUGUGACCUCCUCUUCCUCCGGGCUGGCCACCUCGCUACCCUACUCUGCACCUCCGCCGCGGUCACUACAGCCCCUACCACCCGCCUCCUACGUCACAAUGACGUCACGCGAGCCCUCCGCGGCGGCGGGCAGCGGCGGUUACACCUACACCACGGCCACGGCGGCACUGAUGACGCCCAGCGUGAUGACGCCGGCGGUGCGUCAUCCAUCGCCGCUGGCGCCGACGGCGGCUCUGCAGCAGGUGUCGGUGAUGUCGUCGAUGACGUCGCUGUACUCGAUGAACGGGUACGGCGGGUACGAGGUGUACCCGGAGCAACGGUACCACCCGGAGGCGGCGCUGAUGCCCCCAGCUGCCUACGAGCCGGUCCAGGGAGCGACCAGUCCCCGUGUGGGCGGCACCUCCCCACACGGUCGAUCCAGCCCUCAGCUUGGUAGUCCACAGAACCAGACUCUCGACCUCACCAUGCCCAGGCAGCAGAUGGCGCUCGGGUAA
This is a messenger RNA of Amphibalanus amphitrite, 939 nucleotides long. RefSeq lists its product as uncharacterized. Lineage: Eukaryota; Metazoa; Arthropoda; Thecostraca; Balanomorpha; Balanidae. The coding region runs from base 1 to 939 and encodes 312 amino acids. The record is from RefSeq and is a predicted model, not a curated record. The transcript is spliced from 5 exons.